AAAAUAUAACUAUAUUAGGCUUCCCGGAUUAUUUGAACUUCGAUUUCAGAAUAGCACUGUUCGCAAAAGAAACGCAAAGAUAUUUGUGUUUCAACGAAAAUUGGAAGUUAGUUGGAAUGAAAGAACGCCAAAGCACCUGCUAUUUCAACGAAACCAUUGUUCACGGUUAUUUCGUGUUUCGUUCCGUAGUCGAUCGGCAGCGACGUGUCGGUUUCACGCAUCGAGGUAAGCCAAUUGGCCCCAAAAAGAGUGUCAACGAUGCUUGUUAUCUAUUUACAAAAAUACCUGCUGAUCAAUUUUUCCAUCAACACACUAAAACAUAUGCACCCAAAUCGAAAGCCACAUCACCAACAUUAAUAUCGACAACAUACUCAACGUCAUCAACAACAUUAAGCCGAACAAAAACCACAACAACAGCAACGAAUAAAAUAAAAGCAUCACGCAACAAAAAUAAUCGAAAUAAUGGAAUGCGCAACAAUAGCAAUAGCAAUAUUAAUAAACAUAAUCAAAAUCAACAACAUUCAAAUGGCCAUAAUAGCAAAUUAAGUACUAAUAUUAAAAACUCUAAUAAUAAUAAUAAUAACAACAACAACAAUAAUAAUAAUAAUAAUUAUAAUAAUACCAACAACACUAAUUUAAGUAGCACUAAACAGCAAAAUUUAAUUUUAAGCAAACAAUUUAACAUUAAUAAUAACACAAAGGAGCAUGUACAGCACCAGCAACAUGUUGCGCAUCAUCAGGUGCGGCAUCAUCACAAUGAUCCAAAUUUGAUAGCGCGUCGACAGCAACACGAACACAAACAGAAGCGUCGACAACGCAAUCGUAAUAAAGCCAUGCAAACUAGUCUAAACACAACGAAUGCAACAUUUAAGCAAACAACUUUGACAAAAUCAACAACAAUUGCAAAACACGCAACAACAACACUACCAACAAUAACAGCAACAAUCGCUUCAACAACACAAAACCAAACUGCCUUUGGUAUAACAUCAGCUGCAACAUUAGCAAAUAAUAACAAAAAGCAAAUAAACAUUGUACCAACAACUGUUGUUGCAAUAACAAUUCCCACAGCAACUGCAACGAAUAAAGCAAGUAAAUCUGUCACAACAACAAUUGCAAGUAAACGUAAAGGACGGCGAAGAAAAGGCGAGCGGGCGCGUAAAAAACAUUUACAAGACUCACAAAAACAACGUCUUAUACUUAAUUCCAAAGAACUGCAACCGAAACCCGUAACCACGCCUGCAUUGAGCGCAUUCACCACUGCAUCAAUAUCACAGACAUCAUUCGAUGAUUUCAAUAAUAGUCUUUCCACAACAACUAACAAUGAUUGGACACCAACGUCGCUAGAACCAACAGCAAUCUCAUUAGAAGUCAGCAACUCAUCAACAGCAACUGCAACUGCAACAGCAAGUGAUUUAUUUGGCACAUUAUUAUCGUCAGCAAUCAUGUCGACAUCAGGUGAAUUUGAUUACAGCACAGGAACAACUGCUGCUACCGAAUCGAUGGAAAGCACUACAUUUGAUAAAUUGAGAAACGAUUUGCUGUCGUCACCUAUUCCAACAGGUACAGGUGGAACAACAGUUAGUAAUAAUAACACAUUUAUAUUGACAGUUCCCACUACAGCAACAACUCAAGACACAAGCAGUAUUAGCAAUGAACAUAAAUUACAAGCAGCAGUUGUAACUCCAAAUAACACACCUGCAACAUCAACUCUAAGUUUCAGCAAAAGUGAAGAUUUGUUGACAACAAUUUUGAGUACUCAAGACAACUGGCAAAAUACUAGCAACAAUGAUGAUUUGUUGCAGACCACAACAGAAACCAAUUUGAAUUUUUGGCAGGACAUAGGAAAUGAUUUCUACUCAAGAGCUUAUUUAGAGAAUGACACCAACAGUAACUAUGACAGUAAUGAAGACAGCUACAACGUCACCAGUAAUAUGACAACUGAAACUACAGAACCUUGCACUGAUAAACUUGCUACAGCUGCAACUACGCUAAUCAUUGAUCGCGAUGAUGUAGCUGACUACAACAACACACACAACAAUUCCAGUACAGAUACUGUUGAUGAUGAUUUUUCGGAUGUAUUUAACUAUAUUGAUGACUUAAGUGAAGAAAUUAAUUUUAACAAUGAAACGUCAACAACAUUGCAAAGUGUAGUUGCACCAACUACACUAGCAACAUAUUUGUACAACAAAUUUAGCUCAACAGCACAUCAAGAACGACAAGGCAACAGUGAUGAGCAAAAAAAUCAUAUUGAACAUAAAUCUACAACAGAAGAACUAGCAACAACCGCUGCUGCAGCAACUAAAAAUGUUAAUGCAACACAAAUGCCAACAAGUAGUGAUUAUUGGCAACAUGGGUAUUUCUUUGACAAUUUCGCUUUUCCUGAAUUUAUGUUAGGCCCACAAGAUAGUAACACACACAAAGACAACAAUGACACCAAUAACAAUUACCAACAACAACAACAGCUGUUGAAUAGUAAACCUAACAACAAUAUAUCCAAUAAAUUGCAACGACAUAACAAUAAGAUGCAUAACAAAUCUACUUCAGUAGCAACAGUUGCUAAUACAGCUACAACACAUUUGCAAAAAGCAAUAACUACAGCCUUCAUACCAACAGCAACAACAAAUACAGCAACAACAACACUUUUAACAACCCUUAAACAUAACAAAUGGUUACAAAAAUUAUAUUUAUCAGCACAUCAACAGAUUGAACAACAACAAGAACAACAACGAGUACGAGAACAAGAACAACAGCAACAUAUUGAUAACAUUAACACUAAUAACAAUAGCUUGUUAAGUGUUAACAAAAACAUAAACAACAGCUAUACUAAUAAUACAAUUACAGAACAAAACGUUAAUAGUUUGCAGCCAACAAGCCCAACAACAUCCCAUGCUGCUCAUCAUAGUACAAUUGCAACAUUUCCAGCUCUGUCUACUGUUGCCACAACCACGAAAAAAUCUUUACGUAAAUCAACACAAAAAUUAUUAGCAACACCUUUUCAUAAGUUGACUUAUGUACGAAAUAAUGCUGGCGAUAUCGAUAUCGAUAACAUUGACAACAUCAGCGUAUAUCCAGAUCUAAGUGACGAUGAUGUUGAUAAUAUUGCUGGUAUGCAGCAAUAUGGUGCAACAACCGAUACCGUAGAUAAAAGCACUCACAAUUAUCACAACAACAAUAACUAUUACAAAGGCAUCGGCAACAGUCGCCUUACGAUUGUUAGUGCCUACUUACCAACUUCGUCUUCGGUUAUUCUACCCGAAUCAAUACGAAUUGCGAAAAAUAAGUUAAAUAAGGAACGUAAACGUAGAGCUGAGCUACGUCAAAGACAAAUAGGCAACAUAUUUGCGUAGUAAGAUUACCAGAACAUAUAAGCAUACCUUCUUCGAAUUGCUCUUAAUAGACGUAUUACUCUAUAGCGACAACUGCUUAAAAGUUGCAACUGCACUAAAACAACACUGCAAAGCUUAGCCAAGACCAAAACCACAUUGUACGGACAACAAUAUUAUUAAAAAAAAAAAAGUAAUAGAUUUGCUUAAAAUGAAUUUGUAAAAUAUAAAAAUGCUGCUUAAGAUAUAUAAUUACUUAUAUUUAAAAGAAAGGAACAGACUUAUAAUCUUAAAUAAAAGACAAUAACAAUUGAGUUCUACGCCUGUUAAAUUGUAAUUUAUAACUAAUAUACAAAAAUACAAAAUAAAUUAAAUAU
This is a messenger RNA of Teleopsis dalmanni, 3700 nucleotides long. Its product is annotated as GATA zinc finger domain-containing protein 7. Lineage: Eukaryota; Metazoa; Arthropoda; Insecta; Diptera; Diopsidae. The record is from RefSeq and is a predicted model, not a curated record. Gene Ontology annotation, molecular function: growth factor activity.